GAUCAAAGAUGAAGUUAGCUUAGCUUAACUGGAAAACAAGUUUCACAAUGUCAGAAUUGACCUUGAAAAGGUUAAGCAUGUCGAAUGCAUUUACAAACGCUACAGCAAUUAUCAAAUACAAAAAGGAAAUUUGGUUGAGUUAGAAUGGAGGAUAAACAUUAGAAUAAUUCAUCUUAGAGUGAGUCACCUAAAGAUACUUAACACUAUCCUAGGCAGAAUCAGCCAGCAAGAUGUCCCCAAACUCAGGAUUAAACUUGAAGAGUUCAGCCAACUCAAGAGUUCCUAUUUACCUCACUCGCUUUUGGACGUAUCCACCAAUAGAUUUACCAAAUUACCAGGUUAAAUGACAAAAAAGAACUUACAGAACAUAGCAUGAAGAGAACCAUGACAGCUACAGCCAAUCUAGAUUCCCUUGGCUCAUACAUAUCUUGGUAAGACACCUUUUACUUGAGAAGUGUAGCACUUAAAAAAUGUAGCAAUCGGAACUCCCCAGAGUUCCUCCAUGGCACAAGUAACCACCUCUUUAUCACUUACACCAUCCCAAACAUCUCGCUGCAUUUUCCAGCUGAAAUGGAAAUUACAACUGAAAUUACAUUAUACAUCCAAAACAGAUAAAAUGUGAUCCCAGGCAGGCACAUGGCAUAUUCCCCUCUUACAAGUCCAUCACAAGGGGAACAAAAAACCAAUAUAUGCUUUAUCAGGUACCAAGCAACAACUGUGGGCAAGUAGAACACAAGAAAUCAUCACUUACAAAAAGCCAACAGCUGGGAUAGCAAGAACUAGGCAGAACUUGGUCCUGUCUUUUAGUCAUACUUGAAUGGUCAGCAAUCAACAUAAGACCUUCCUCAACAGCCAUCCUUGAUCUCUACAAGUCACAUAGGACGUGCUAACAAUAUAGUAAUAGAAGUACCCUACACUGGUUCGGAAAUUAAGGCUGCCAUGCCCAGGCCUGUAUCCAUGUCGACCAGGUACUUGGCAUUUAGCAGUGUCCAUGUUUCAUAGCUUUGCUGCCAAUCAUGAAAAAAAGGAGUAACAAACCAGCAUUUUUGCUAGCUUCUUCAGCUAUCACUUAUUUAAAUCCAUUCAGUCAACGACACUGAUUAGUUUAUGGCCCUACCCUACUUUUAAACUUUUAAAACACAAUUUCACCUUCAUAUGAACCAUUUUGGACCAAAUUAAAACUUACAACCACCAUCUUAGAAACUAUGUAACAUGGGUACUACUCCAGAGCAGUACCCACACGGUAACGGUACAACAUUGGUGCGGGUGCGGCACGAGUGCGAAUCCGACCAUUUUCGGACUCGAUCAACUUUCACCAAGUCCAAAAUUGUCCAGUUUCAGAUUUUAACAUGUUUUACAUUUUAAUGCUUUUUACAUUUUUUACGUUAAAAUUAUCGAAACCCUUCAAAAUAUUUUCGUCAAUGAUGGUUCUUCACUUCGUCUUCACCGACAGAGACUGAUGACAGCAGGUGAACAGCGAGCGGUGACAGUAGGUGGCGAGCGGCGACGCCAAACGACAAACAGCAAAUGGCAAGCGGCGAAGGAGAUUUCGUUUGUUUUGUGAAGAUCGAGCUUCUUUCUUCGUUUUUCGUUCUUUUGUUUCCUCGUAUGUGUCUUUCUAAUCAUUCAUCCGUUAAUGCAUAAGACUAUAUUUUGUGGUUGUUGUUGUAUUUGAUCCAGCGGCCAAAGAGAGGGACUACUGACCGUGGUGGUGGCUUGCCCUUCUUUGACGAGCGAUAUCCACGCCAGACAACAUCCCAAACAUUGUUGGAAUUUUGCAGAGGGUUUCCUCGACCCUCUGCCUUGAGGAGGAGGGUUUGCAGAGACCCUGUGCCUCGAGACAAGGGUUGACGUUGAGGGUUUCAGGAGUUGAGUUAGAGAGAGAGGACUGAAGUGGGUGAACAUGAUUUGCAUGAUCUUAUUAUGGACCUUACAGAACCUAUUGUUCCUUCUAAUCUUGAUGAUGCGACUGAAGAGAAUCAAGAAAGCUGAUAUAUUUUGUAUGUUAAUUACUUCCAUACUUUGUUUAGUAGUAUGAUAAAUUGAUAAUAUCUAUAAAUUUUGGAUAAUGAUUUAUGAAUAUGUUAUUUUGUUUGUAAUUUUUUGAUAUAUAUAUGUGUGUGAAUAUGUUAUUCUGUUUGUAAUUUUUUGAUAUAUAUGUGUUUGUGUGUACGGUCGUAACCCCGCACCUAUGUCUUUUGAAAAUGGUCAGUACUCGGACCCGGACUAGUACCCAUGUGACAUAGCUUAGAAAGUAACCUUCCAUUUUAAAAGACUUUCAUUGUCUGCAGCAAUACCCAAAGUCAAUUAAAAUCUACAUUAGCCACAAUCUUGCUCUUGAAGAUCUUAUAGAUGAAACAAUCUCACCCCUAAACUUUCGAUUUUCCUGACAGGAAAAAUAUAAGGAUAAUGUCCACAUGGCAUUUAUAAAUUAUAUAGAAGCAUACAAAUAAAAUUACUAGUAAUGCAACAAACUAAAAAAUGACCAUAUCUUUGAAACUAUGCUGAUAUGCCAUUCUCAUCCAAAACAAAUUAGAUAUUUUGUUCUGUUCAGAUUAGCAGAUAAAAAUCAAUGAGGGAAGUAGUCUUUAUUUUGUUUAUUAUGAACACAAAACAGGAAAAGAACUAAUAAUUACAACAAACACAAGCAGCAUAUCAUCUGCACACUUCAUUGGAUUAUGGCAGAAGUAUCACGAACUUGCCCAGGAUGCUGUCCACAAGAUCAUAUGGUCUGACAUUACUGGUUUGAUUUUUAAAGUGCUCAUAACUCCACAGUUUAACCUAUUUUCACUUCGUAGCUAUAUGCGCCUAGCCUUGCCUAGACGCCUAGGAUAGCCAUUACUAGGUGACCUGUAAAAAUGGUCAGGUUCAUCCAUGCACCCAACUGCCUUUACCAAUGUUAUCCGUAUCGUACGAUACGGACGCGUAUCGUACGAUACGUAUCGUCCGUAUCAUCAUUUUCGAUACGGUACACCUAAUCAAUACGAUACGCGUAUGUAUCGUACGCGUAUCGCACGUAUCGUGCGAUACGGUGGGCGUAUCGCACGAUACGUGCGAUACACCCCCGUAUCGCACGAUACGGGAGUAAAAUUAAAAAAGGGGCCGUCGGGCCCCUUUUUUGCUUCUUAUUCUCAAACCGACGCUCCUCUCUCUCUCUCUUCUUGUUUCUCAACGCUGCCAGAGACGUGGGAGGGAGAGAUUUUCUCCAUUGCAUCAAGAUUUGCCGGUGAAGAAGCUUCAUUCCUCGUUGUGGGGAGUCUUGGGACGGUGGGAAGCUUGGAGAAAGAGGGUUUUUUGGUUUUUAACACCAAGAAGGUAAGAAAUAACUCAUUUUUGCCGUUGAAUCGUUCAUUUCUCUUAUUUCCUACAUUUAUUUGUAUGUUUUUACUUGUUUUGUAAAGAUAUAAUGUCGGAUCCUGCAUGGCAGUGGUGUACAAGGGUGAAUCCCAAAAAUAGAUUAAGAGUUAAGUGCAAUUAUUGUAAGCAAAUCAUAUCAGGAGGGAUUUCUCGCUUUAAACACCAUAUAGCUGGUACACACAGCGAUGUGGCUGCCUGCAAUGGCUCCCAAGAGAUCCCAUUGCCAGCGUAUGUAAAGCACCAGUGUCAGCAACUUCUUGAUGCAGUGAAAGCAAGUAGGAUUGAAAAGGACAUGGAAGAUGCGGAGGAAGGAUAUGGGGACCCACAUGAAGGAGAAGAAAGUGAAGGUGAAGAUGUUCAACUUGAACAAGAAGAUGUUGGUGUCAGUUUGGAAACAACUAAAGGGAAAGGUAUCAUGCAUGGUGGUGGUUCUUCUGCAACCAGAAAAAGAAGAGGUGCAAGUGUAAGUUCAGUUUCACGAGGACGUGGCAGAAGUCAGGGUCGUACUGGUGGUGGUAGAGUACCUACUAUGAAGUCGAGCAAUAUGUCUGGUUCGAUCAAGAAUUUUUUUCCCAAUUAUACUGCUGCUGGUGCUCAGCCUGAGAUUCGUAUAGCCAUGCAAUCAAAGGAUAUUAUUGAAGCAGCAGAUGAAACCAUAGGAAGGUGGUUCUAUGAUGCAUCCAUUCCCUUCAAUGCAGCAAACUCUUAUCAUUAUCAGCCUAUAGCAGAUGCGAUUGCUAGUGUAGGGCGAGGAUAUAAAAUGCCCUCUUUUCAUAAAUUGCGAGGUAAAAUUCUCAACAAUAUAGUUAGAGAUGUGAAGACAUAUUGUGAUGAACUAAAAUUGAGCUGGAAAGCUACAGGAUGCAGUGUAAUGGCAGAUGGGUGGACAGACAUCAAGAACAGAACAUUGGUAAACUUCCUUGUAUAUUGCCCUCUUGGUACUAUGUUCUUAAAAUCUGUUGAUUUGUCUGAUACUCCUAAGACUGCUGAUGUGUUGUUUGGGAUUUUUGAUAAAGUUAUAGAAGAAGUUGGGCCUGAAAAUGUCGUACAAUUUAUCACUGAUAAUGCAGCAAAUUAUAAAGCUGCAGGUGAAAUGUUAGCAGCACGAUAUGGGACAUUUUAUUGGAGUCCAUGUGCUGCUCACUGUGUAAAUCUUAUGCUUCAGGAUCUUGGUGAAAGGGAUGAUAUGAAGUUGACAGUUCACAGAUGCCAAGAAAUCACGAAGUUUAUUUACAAUCAUGCUUAUGUCUUGAAUUUGAUGAGGAAAUUCACAAAUGGGGCUGAAUUGAUUCGACCUGCACAAACACGGUUUGCUACAAAUGUUUUGACUGUGCAGGGUAUAGUCAAGCAAAGAACUUCUCUCAGGCAGAUGUUUUCAAGUGAUGAUUGGGCUGCAUAUCCACAUGCCUAUAAAAGAAAGGCUACGACAGUUGUGGAUACCAUCUUCGAUGUUGACUUUUGGGAAUCAUGUGUGCACUUAUUGAAGAUUUGUGUACCUCUAGUGAAAGUCCUCAGAUUAGUUGAUAGUGAAGAUAGACCUUCUAUUGGAUAUUUAUACGAGUCUAUGGAUAGAGCCAAGGAGGCCAUUAGAGAUAAUAUGAAGGGAAAAAAGAAGUUGUACAUGCCUAUAUGGAAGAUUAUAGAUGAAAGGUGGUCUGGACAACUUCAUCGCCCACUUCAUGCAGCAGCCUACUACCUAAAUCCUGCUAUUAGAUAUCUUUCCACUUUUAAGAAGGACAGAGAGGUCGAGUAUGGCAUGUUGGAUUGCAUUGAUGUGUUAGUAAGUGACAGUAAAGAACAAGACGCUAUCCAUAUGUCGAUCAACAAAUAUGAUACGGCUUCUGGUACCAUGGCGAGAGACACAGCAGUUCGAUGCAGGACAACUAUGCGUCCAGAUUUGUGGUGGGAAAGGUUUGGGCCUGAUUGCCCAGAAUUAAGGAAGCUUGCAAUUAGAAUCCUCAGUCAAACAUGUAGUGCAACUGGAUGUGAAAGAAAUUGGAGUGUAUUUCAGCACAUCCAUAGUAAGAAGAGGAAUAGGCUGGAACAUAAAAGGUUGAAUGACCUUGUUUAUGUUCGUUAUAAUAUGAAGUUGAGACAAAGGCAACUAGAAACAACAUCUACGAGGAAGCAUCACAAUCAAUAUGAUCCUAUCUUCAUUGACCAUUUUGAUAUAUUAGAUUCUUGGGUUGAAGAAGAACCAGCUGCAAUACUUGAUGAGGACGAUCUUGAUUUUUUGAAUGUUGAAGGAGCAGCAGAGAUUGUUGAAGAAGGAGAGGCUGGGGGGGAGCAAUGGAAUGUUGGUGACAUUCCAUUUGCAACAGAGGGGAUAGAAGAAGAAGUUAAUGAAGGAAGUGAAGAUGAUGAUGAAGAAUGAAGAUGAUGAUGCAAAUGACGAUUGACGAUGCUUUUUGUUUUGAGUUUUGAAAACUAUGUCAAUAUGUUCUGAGUUUUGACUUCUGAACUUAUGAAUUGUGAUGUAAUUGAAUACUCUUAGGUUGUUUAGUAUGUUAUUUUGUUUUUUGAAUGUUUGAUUUCUUAUUUUGGAAUGUCUUGUUCAUAUGCAUACCUCAUACUUCAUAGUUCAUAUACAUGAAUGAUGAAUGUUCCUUUAAAUACAUUUUUCUUGAAUUUUUCUGAUUUUUACUAGUUUUUUCGGAUUUUUUUAGAUUUUUUCUGAUUUUUUUCUAUUUUUUAUAAAUUUUUAAUAUUUUUUACAAAUUAAAAAAUUAAUUUUACGAUACGUUACGAUACAUUUACGCUACGUUACGAUACAGCGUAUAGGUCGGCCCGACCGAUACACGAUACGAUACGGCAGUGAUAACAUUGGCCUUUACCUUCUUUUCUUUUCUUCCUUACUCUCAGGCAGAUAAUUUUUUUCUUUCUUUUUUCUUCUUCCUCUUCUUUUGCGAUAUAAAACAGUUUUUCUUCUUUCUCCUUUUUUCUUAUUCAAUUUACUGCAGAUUUUCUUCUCCUCGUUCUUUAUGUUGCAUACAAUUUGCAGUAGAUAUAUUUACUUACAUAUGUAUUUAUAAUUAUAGUCACAGUUGUAUACUAUCACACUCUGAAUAUUUCUAUCACAGUUAUAUACUAUUACACUUUGAAUAUGUCUAUGUAUCGAUUGAUAUUUCUAGUACCUUUUUUUCUCGAUUAGAAUAAUAGUGGAAGACACCUUUACAGCAAGCGAAGUUCACAUGGAAGCUUAGAUUAUGUUGAGGAUUUAUGUUUUCUAUUUUUUAAUUAGUUAUCGUUGGCUUUGGUUUAAGUUUUUAGAUGCUAGUUAUUAGAGAUCUAAUAGUUCAUUUUCAGGAAAUAAGAAAAUCUUGCAUGCAUCAAACUUCAAACUAUUGUAAAGCAAUGGCUUGAAUGUAACUUGUUCUUGUUAUGCCAUAUGACCAUUAAAAUCUAAUUGUUGAACUUUGCUAAAAUGCUCUCUCAAACUUUAUCAUCAUGUUGUGAAAUAUUUAAUGUGAGUUCAACUGUACAUUUUAAUAAUGUAACAGAUUGUCACUUAUAAGUAUUUUAUUAAGAAAUGAUUCACUAUUAUUGUUAAGUUUAACAAUUAAUAUUGCAUAUAAUUGGUUUACUUUUAGUUUUUGAAGACAGCCUAAUGCACCCAAUCAUGCUUAGUCCCACCUAGGCUCUAGGCUUAACUCACCACAUAUGAUGCCCUAGCAUCUUUAACAACAUAGAUCCAUAGAGAAACACCUUUAAUCUUCCUUUGUAGAAAGGUUUUUAAGACAAAAACUUGCUUUUUAUUUGUUUUAUAUAUUUUCCUUUCCAAUAGCGACUUAUCAUUUUAAAAGAGAAAUAUGGUUUUUCGUCAAAUUUAUUUAAAAUUGCAGACUUUUCUGAUGAACAAGUUACAUCUUUGGAGAUUUGUGGAGUAUCAACAAAGAAAGACAAGGCUUUCCACCAGAAGAUUUUAUUCACAAAUUUCUCACAAUAAAAGGACAACCAUCCUAUUGAAAUGUACAUCUUAUUUGAAUCAACAACACUGUAAUAGGGGGGUCUAUGAUAGAGAGCACACGUGUUGUACUCAUAAAGUUCAUGCUAGCUGAAAAAAACUACAUAUUUGGGCUACUGCACGCAUAGGAGGACAAUAACACAAAAUGUGUUAACUUCAUUUGUUAGAAAAUGUCAAAGUUUCCAGAAAAGAAUAGGAAUAGAAAGUUGGUAUCAAUACAGGAUAGCAACUGGAAGUGAACAUUUCAAAUGUUUAGAUUCUAGGCAGUGAAAAGUGAAUUUGGUAAUGUCUUGAAAUCCUUUAAUAAGCAAAAAGCCAUGCAAAACACUGAAACAAUAUUCAAGGCUAAUCUAACAAAAAUGACAUGAAAGUAAGUUACACUUAUAAGUUAUAACCAUGAAUAGAUAUUGAGCCCAUGUUUGGAAUCUAAAUCAUUAAUCAACAUCGCAUUCUGCUUCCUACUUUCUAGGAAUCAGCAUUCAUAGGGACUUCUGACAAUUCAGAAGUCAGAACAUACCAUGUUCAAACUUCAAAGUCAAACUUACAAGCGAAAAUUGAGGAACAUGUCAUGACCAAAUAGAAAACUAAAUAUGUAACCAAGGAACAAAUUCAGAAUGUCAUUCAGAAUGACUUGACCAGGGAUGAGACAAAGUAGCAUACCCCAUACAAUCCUAGUAAUAAAAUAUGCACAAAUAAUAGAAACACCUUUUGUGCUGUUGAUUUCUCAUUGAGCUUCCAUACAUCUGAUUCACUGAAAGUAACCAUCUGAAUUAUCCUAAGAAAAAAGGAUCUAGAGAAAACUUAUUACUCAUCACAUCUUUAAGUCUAUAGAUUCCACUGCCUAUAAAUCAUCCUGAAGCUUUCAAGAAUCUGGAAUUCCACAUUAAAGAAAAGCAAAGAAUGGAAAUCACACAAUGCAGGUAGCUAGCUGCCUUUCUUAUUCACCUUGUACAACCAAAACCACUAAUCUCUUUUACAUGGAUGAUUCAUAUGAACACAAAAACAUUCUAUUUACGUUCUUUCCACAACAUAACAUUAAAAACAAAAGAGAAGCGUAGAAUUACAAUCAAACAAUAAAACCACGUCCAUUUAUUCAGAACGAAAGGGACAACAGAAACCCAUGAUCUCCCAAUCGGCAAAAAAUUUAAGCAUCUAACAUACUCAUUUCUACAAAACAAAAAUUAAGAAAGACUCCGAUUAAGAAAUCACACGAACAGAAAAAAGCCAAGAUCUUUUAUGUUUCUGAAUCCUUACAAGUCAACAUUAACCAAGUAAACGCCAUUAUGUCGGUGAUACAAAAGAAACCAACGAACCAGAAAUGUCUAGAACAAAGGAACAGCAAAAGAGAAAUCCCUAUGGAUGAACUCAGAAUACCAGAGCCUUGAAUUGAUCCCCCAAUAAAGUAUCACAAAAAGCUGAAAACAUAUCAUCGUAUUGAUUAUUGGCAUUAAGAAACCGUAAGGGGUAAAGAGAUCGAUCGAAGUCAACCCGUUGCAGGAGCAAAAACAUGAGGGAAAGAAGCCACUCUAACGCAAACAAAAAGGAAACGUUCAGUGGAGAUAGGAUCCCCCAGAUGAAGAAGAAGGAAGCGAAA
This is a messenger RNA of Nymphaea colorata (pocket water lily), 8915 nucleotides long. RefSeq lists its product as uncharacterized. The transcript is spliced from 3 exons. The record is from RefSeq and is a predicted model, not a curated record. Gene Ontology annotation, molecular function: protein dimerization activity; DNA binding. The coding region runs from base 3407 to 5731 and encodes 774 amino acids. NCBI's taxonomy places the organism in Eukaryota, Viridiplantae, Streptophyta, Magnoliopsida, Nymphaeales, Nymphaeaceae.